CACAUGCUUACUAUUUUAGCGAAUGAUCGUGAUUGUAUUAAAUAGCAGGCCUCGUUGUCCCUAUUGGAUUGUCAUGCUGUCCGUCAGACGUGCUUUUACGUACGUUACGGGUUUACAAGUCUCGUCAGUUGUCUGGUUAGUCUUAUUUGUUGCUUAAUAAACAUCGCGUUUGAAAAUGUUUCGAAGAAAACUUACAGCUUUGGACUACCACAAUCCCUCUGGUUUUAACUGCAAAGAUGAAACGGAAUUCAGGAAUUUCAUAGUUUGGCUGGAAGACCAAAAAAUAAGACAUUACAGAAUUGAAGACCGGGGCAACCUAAGGAACAUACAUAGUGCUGAAUGGCCUAAGUUUUUUGAGAAGUAUGUGCAAGAUGUGAAGUGCCCUUUUCAAGCCCAAGACAGACAAGAAACUGUUGACUGGCUGCUUGGCUUGGCUGUCCGAUUGGAAUAUGGAGAUAACGUUGAAAGAUAUAGGAAUUGCAAACCGGACAUUGUGAAAAAUCAGGACAAAGCCGCUGAUCCACUCAUAAAUCUUGACAGCAACAGUCCAGAUUUCAAGGCUGGUGUGAUGGCCCUUGCCAAUCUCUUGCAGAUUCAACGCCACGAUGACUAUCUAGUGAUGCUGAAGGCUGUUCGGAUUCUGAUUCAAGAACGGCUGUCAUCUGAAGCAAUAGCUAAGGCUAGUGCUGCUAAAGAGGGCUUACCAGUUUCCUUGGAUAAGCACAUCCUAGGUUUUGAUACAGGUGGGAGAUGGAGGAUGGGUCCCAGAGGUUUUGUGGUAGAGAUUUCCGAAGUGUAACUGUAAAACUGAAGGCCCUGCCACCCAUAGAAGACAAGCAAAGGUGAAGCACCACAAGGACACCAUUACCUGCAGACCUGAGGGAAAGGGCAGGUGUAUAAGGAAGGAGGAGCUGUGCAAUAUACCAUGUACGACUUUAGAAGUCAAAAAGUUUAUGCUGUAUAUGGAAAGGGACAGAUUGCCAGUGAAGUUUAUAGAGGGGGUGAGUGAUAUGUAAAGAUUUUAUUGUUAGUGGGAAUUCUAGCAGUUGUAUUCAGAGCUCAAAGGUCUGGAGUAUACCAAUAAGUGGAAUGGGAGAAGGGGACAGAUCUGUGCUUAAUGGGGUUGUGGACAUGGAGAGCAUUAGACAUAGCCUGGGUACAGGUAGAAAGAAGCUUAGGAGGACAGGAUUGAUCAGUAACAUCAGAGAAGCUAGUAGAGCAAAGCUCUCCAACUCUGGUCCUGGAGAGCUGCUGUCCAGGAGGUUUUCUAUCCUACCAGGCUUCUGAUGAGCCACACCUGUUCUCAGGUAAAUACCAGGAACUGGUGUGCUUAAUCUUAAACCAUGUACAACAGAAGAUCUGCUGGAUAGUAGCUCUCCAGGACUGGAGUUGGAGACCCCUGUAGUAGAGAAUCAGAAAAGGCAUGAGUAUCAAGAGAAUUUAGAUGAGGAUAGGGAUAUGUUAGGGAACCAAAAGUGGGAAUUAACACACUGUGCUAUCAAUGACUCAUGGCGUAAUGGCAUGGGCAGGCACAUAUAUGGAGGACAGCUGUGAGUAAUUGAGACACUAGACUGGGAACCUUUAAGAUCAUACGGGAAGGCCAGCAACAUCUACUGGAGACAUGAUGGGACUGGUAGAGAAAU
Molecule: messenger RNA, 1643 nt
Organism: Paramormyrops kingsleyae
Lineage: Eukaryota; Metazoa; Chordata; Actinopteri; Osteoglossiformes; Mormyridae
Source: RefSeq, a predicted model, not a curated record